Molecule: messenger RNA, 1719 nt
Organism: Exserohilum turcica Et28A
Lineage: Eukaryota; Fungi; Ascomycota; Dothideomycetes; Pleosporales; Pleosporaceae
Exons: 1
Coding region: 1-1719 (572 amino acids)
Source: RefSeq, a predicted model, not a curated record
AUGAGUGGCUUUGUGACAAAGAUAAAGACACAAUUUUCCGAAAUACCAGCACAAACGAAAUCAGUUCUAGAUGCAGCCCAGGCAACUGCAAAAAGCAGUCCGACGCAGACAGCCGCAGCAGCUCCACCCCCACUAACAGUAUCCGAAACUGCUGGUGUUGCCCUUGGGAGCACAGCAGGAGUUCUCCUGGCAAUUGUCGCUGCAAUCUUUGUUGUCCGUCGCUAUCAUGCAAGGCGUGCAGCAACAAGCGCGGGAUCUUCAGGCGCAUAUCCCGAAAUUGCUUACUUGUACGAUGCUUCCAUUCUUCGUCCCAGAAGCAGCAGUAGUGAAGAUGGCGAGGCUUCAGCUUUCAUGUCCGGGGGAGCAGGUGGCAUAGCACGUACAUCGACAGAAAGUAGGCUACCACCUCGGGCUCCUCACAAUUCCUUCGACUAUGGAUACCGGCAUUUGCAUAGCGUGGACGGCAUGCGCUACAGCGACCCCGGAAACCCCUUCUCGGAUACGAUAGAUCCAUUCUUGGACUGGAGAAGCAGCGUCGCCAUCAACGCCCCAACUGAUACUGUAUCUGCUCUUGCUGCUGCAGUCGUAGGAUAUAGCAAUGGUCCGCAGAAACCACUCCCUGCCCUGCCCGAGACGGCUUCUAGGCAAGCUUUCCGCAAUCACGUUAUUCCUUCGCCGACACUAAGCCCACUGAUGAAUGCCUGUAGCUUACGCCGCAGUCCUGCACGAUCGUCUAGUCGGAGCAGCGUCAAAAGCCAGAGGUCACUGCGAAAACUACAUUCGUGCACUGGUCAAAAUCCCGCGUCAAGCAACUACUCGCCGUCGACGCAUGGGAGGGGAUUGAGACAGAGUCUAGCAUCGAUCAGGGAGACUGACAACAGCGAGCCUUUUUCAGAUCCGAUCGAGCAUGACCUUCUCCUACCCGUCGAUGUACGCACCGAGACCCCAGACUCAGUGGUAGUAUACGCACCUACACCGAUUUCGCGAAAAGCAAUGCGGCCAUUCGGACCUCCAGUUCUCCCCAGCCAAAACUCCAUGACAAUGCCGAUAAACAUAGAUGCACAGCCUGCGAAGAGCAAAAGACUCCGUUCAACAGGCAGUCUCCUCUUCCCCAAGAACGAAGAAACAGCAUACAAGUACUCGUCACUCGCGCACGACACACAGCCCUCACUGUACUCCACGGACCACUCAUCCACCGACGACAUCACACACAACGACUUCCCGUCUCCGCCAUCAGCAUCCUCAACGCCAGUCUACAAGGGCUGGGACGACAUAAAACGGCAUUCGAGCAGCUCCUCGCCGCGCCCACCCGCAUUCUCACCGCCACCGCCGCCCUUCCACGCUUUUGGCCCACCGCACGCAAACCCAUCGUCCCCUCCUCGGCCUCUCCUCAAGAAGCGCUCUCUCAUCCACCCGCUCAUGUCUCAGAACCCGUUUUUCCCGCUCACGCCAAAACCACAGUUUACGCAUGCGUCUCCUUCUACGUCUAGUCAGAGCUUCGAUGGCCCGAGAAGGAGUUUGCUGGCAAAAGUGCAGAGUAUAGGGGAGAUGAGGGAGGAAGGAGAUGCGGGAGUGGAGAGUGGAAUGGAGAAGAGGGUGAGGAGGGAGAGCUCUGUAGUCAUGGGAUUGGGGCUGGGGUUGGGGUACCGCGAUAGCGUUUCUAGGAAGAAGGAGAUGGCAGCGCGAUGGGGGCCUGAUGAAGUUGGGCGAAUGGUGUGA